UUGGCUGAUCACCUGCAUUUCUCUGUUUUUGGAAGAGAUGGUCCUGGUUAUGAAACUUCUGUUCCUCACCUGCCUGUGGCCAACAGCAAUGCUACACAGUUCUCAAAGUCAGCAUCACCAUCUUCAUCAGCAAAACUUCUCAUUCCUGAGAAAGCACAACAGCAAACGGGAAAUUAAGAUGAGGAAACUUGACAGCACAAAAGUACGGCCGCUUAAAUCUGAGCAGCUUCUUCACAUACAGGACCAUGACUUUGCACUGAGACCUGGAUUUGGAGGGUCUCCAAUUCCUGUGGGCAUUGAUGUGCAGGUAGAAAGCAUUGACAGCAUAUCCGAAGUCGACAUGGACUUCACAAUGACUUUAUACCUCAGACAUUACUGGAAGGAUGAGAGACUUUCGUUUCCUAGUAACAAAAACAAAAGUAUGACUUUUGAUGGAAGACUGAUAAAAAAGAUCUGGGUACCUGAUGUGUUUUUUGUACACUCCAAAAGAUCUUUCAUCCACGAUACAACUGUGGAAAACGUCAUGCUGCGAGUAUACCCUGACGGCAACGUCCUCUUCAGUCUACGAAUAACAGUCUCUGCUAUGUGUUUCAUGGAUUUCAGUAGGUUUCCUCUGGACACUCAAAACUGUUCUUUAGAGCUGGAGAGCUAUGCAUACAAUGAAGAUGAUCUGAUGUUGUACUGGAAACAUGGAAACAAGUCCCUGAGCACAGAUGAGCACAUCUCCCUCUCGCAGUUUUUCAUCGAAGAAUUCAGUGCUUCCAGCGGCCUAGCCUUUUACAGCAGCACUGGUUGGUACAAUCGGCUUUUUAUAAACUUUGCGCUCCGGAGACACAUUUUCUUUUUUCUGCUACAGUCCUAUUUCCCUGCCAUGCUGAUGGUGAUGCUGUCUUGGGUUUCAUUUUGGAUUGACAGAAGAGCUGUUCCUGCCAGGGUGUCACUAGGUAUAACUACAGUGCUGACAAUGUCAACUAUCAUGACAGGAGUAAGUGCCUCAAUGCCUCAAGUGUCUUACAUAAAGGCUGUGGAUGUGUAUUUAUGGACCAGCUUCCUUUUUGUCUUCCUGUCUGUCAUCGAAUAUGCAGCAGUGAACUAUCUCACCACAAUUGAAGAGCGAAAUCAACUCCAAAAGAGGGGCAAGGCUUCAGGAAUGUAUAGUAUUGAUGCAGUGCAAGCAAUGGCUUUCGAUGGCUGCUUUCACGACACGGAUGUGGACAUGGAGCUGGCUGCUUUCUCAGAGCGCUGUGAGCAGGAUGAGAGUCGGGCACACGCAGCAGGUGUCUCCAGUACGGACACAACGCGCAUAAAGAGGAAGAGGUCUCUGAAGGGAAAUGUGGGCAGGAUUAUUUUGCAGAACAAUCAUGUUAUAGACACAUAUUCCAGGAUUAUAUUUCCCAGUGUGUAUAUUGUGUUCAAUGUUUUUUACUGGGGUUUGUACAUAUGAACAAAGCCACCGUAAGCUAGACACUACUUGUGUA
Dryobates pubescens (Downy woodpecker) is the source of this 1478-nucleotide messenger RNA. It is a transcript of the gene GABRR3, whose product is annotated as gamma-aminobutyric acid type A receptor subunit rho3. The record is from RefSeq and is a predicted model, not a curated record. The transcript has 9 exons. The coding region runs from base 38 to 1444 and encodes 468 amino acids. Lineage: Eukaryota; Metazoa; Chordata; Aves; Piciformes; Picidae. Gene Ontology annotation, cellular component: neuron projection; synapse; GABA-A receptor complex. Gene Ontology annotation, molecular function: neurotransmitter receptor activity; GABA-A receptor activity; extracellular ligand-gated monoatomic ion channel activity. Gene Ontology annotation, biological process: nervous system process; chemical synaptic transmission; signal transduction.